This is a messenger RNA of Thecamonas trahens ATCC 50062, 510 nucleotides long. RefSeq names its product aldehyde dehydrogenase. The transcript is spliced from 2 exons. Gene Ontology annotation, molecular function: oxidoreductase activity. NCBI's taxonomy places the organism in Eukaryota, Apusomonadida, Apusomonadidae. The coding region runs from base 1 to 510 and encodes 169 amino acids. The record is from RefSeq and is a predicted model, not a curated record.
AUGGCCGACAACGCUGCGAACGCGUCCUCGCCGCCGGCUGCUGCUGCUGAGGUCGAUUACGACAAGCUGACGGUGAAGGACAUCUUUGAGAACCUGACGUACGGGCCUGCUCCCGAGUCUGACGCUGCCUUCCGCGAGUGGGUGGACGAGCACGAGGGCAAGUUUGGCCUGUUCAUCAACAACGAGUGGGUGCACCCGGCGGGGGCCAAGUACCGGCCGUCGGUCUGCCCUGCGACUGGCGAGGAGCUGUGCGUGACGUGCGACGGGACGGAUGCCGACGUGGACGUUGCGGUGAGCGCUGCGCGGACUGCGUUUGAGUCGUGGUCUGCGCUGGAGCCGCACGUGCGUGCGAAGCACCUGUACUCGCUUGCGCGUCAUGUGCAGAAGCACGCGCGUCUUCUUGCCGUGGUCGAGGCGCUGGACAACGGCAAGUCGAUCCGUGAGACGCGCGAUGCGGACGUGCCGAUUAUGGCGCGGCACUUUUACACCACGCCGGAUGGGCGCAGCUGA